AAAAGGAGUAGCGAAGCCUCUUGAUCUUAUUGAACCUGAAAACAAACCCAGAUUAAAGAUUCAGAAAAUCCCCUCAGAAACCCAGUUUCGGAUUCACAUUCAGGUUACUGGGCCGAGUCUGAUCCACGCAAUCAUGGAGCAGGAACAGAAGAAAACGACAUUGAAUGAUCAAGACGACGCCGAAGUCGAGGCACUGGAGCUCGUGCUUUUUCAAGUCCCCGAAUGCUACGUCUACUUGAUCCCGCCGAGAAAAAGUGCAGCUUCAUACAGGGCUGAUGAAUGGGAUGUAAACAAAUGGGAAUGGGAAGGAAUACUGAAAGUCAUAAGCAAAGGAGAAGACUGCAUUAUCAGACUUGAAGAGAAGAACACUGGUGAACUAUAUGCUCGGGCAUUUUUAAGAAAAGGAGAGCCACAUCCGGUGGAACCUGUAAUUGAUAGCAGCAGAUACUUUGUUCUUCGUGUAGAGGAAAACAUAGACGGUCGACUUCGGCAUGCUUUCAUUGGCAUAGGAUUUCGAGAAAGAACAGAAGCUUAUGAUUUCCAAGCAGCCCUGCAUGAUCACAUGAAAUAUCUAAACAAGAAGAAAACUGCAGAAGAGAUGGAACAGAAAUUUCAGCAAACUUCAUCAGUUGAUUACAGCUUAAAAGAGGGGGAGACUCUUGUACUGCAAUUAAAAAGUAAAAGUACGGAAGGUGUGAAGUCCAAGCUCUCGGAGCUAGCAGUAAGCAAUUCGCCAAAAAAGAGUAACCAAAAAGAGUCAUUGAUCUGUAUCAAACCACCACCACCUCCUCCAGGACCGCUCUCACCUUCUACGAAUGCCCUGAAGCCUUCCACAAACCCACCAAAUCUGAGUCUUGAGGGAGCUCCUAAAUUUCCAGAAUCAGUGACAGAUGAUUCAAAAGAAACUAAUGCUUCGGCAAAUCAAAGCACACAAGAUAUACCAGAUGACGACUUUGGGGAUUUUCAGGCAGCCGUUUAAUACAAAACUAUAGUCCAUUUUAUUCACCCCAUAAUCUAUUGUUUUAUUGAAAAACUGUAAUACCCUGAUGUAAAAAUUACUGUAAUAGACAAUACGUUGUUUAAAUUUGUAAUUUAUUUUUGUUUAUUUCACAAAACACAUAUCUAUUAAUAUAUAUAUAUAUAUAUUAAUU
Molecule: messenger RNA, 1151 nt
Organism: Argentina anserina (silverweed cinquefoil)
Lineage: Eukaryota; Viridiplantae; Streptophyta; Magnoliopsida; Rosales; Rosaceae
Exons: 8
Coding region: 134-979 (281 amino acids)
Biological process (GO): endocytosis
Cellular component (GO): membrane; clathrin vesicle coat
Source: RefSeq, a predicted model, not a curated record